UUAUUUAUGUAUCUCUGGAAUCAAAGUUAGAAACGUUCAAUCCCAGUUGGAGAGUUCUUUGUGUGUUUCCAUGUCCCAAGGGAUUGUGCACUGUCACUGUGGUGAGAGCUUGGAAAUGAAAGGGUAAAGGCACCACAGAACAAGCUGAUGGGAUGGGCGGAGCCUCUGGGCUCAAGUCUAGGAUCCCCACCUGGCUUUACCCAGCUGUAGACCAAGCCACUUGCCAACCCCUAAGGAUCUUAAGGCAUGAUGAAGAACCUCAGCAUUGUUACCGUAGUUACAGGUCUUGUCUUUACUGGAAUAAUGGCAGAGCCAUCAAGAGAAAGCAUUUUCUCCAAUUAUGAGGACCAAUGGAAUGAGUAUCUUCUGACAAAAUGUUCUUUUUCUGGAGAACAUUCUCCACCUCCUGAUGGGUCACAGAUAGUAGCCACGGUGGAUGUGAGCUUCCAUUUCCUUAAAGUUCUCUUCCACUCUCCCCUAAAACAAGAAAGGGAAAUAAAGCAUUCAGACCCCAGUAAUGAUAUCAUAUGGAAAAUAACUUCAUGCCCUCUUGAACACUUACGUGCUUUGGAAAUAUUAAACCUCAGUGACAGUGUAAUCCACUCCGUCUCAUUGGAUCUGCCAGGACCUCACUCCUCACAGCAGAGACUAAACAGAAGCAGCUUCCAAUAUGGGCUUCCAUCUCUAAAGGUGCUCCUUCUUCAAAGAAAUAAACUCAGAGACAUACCCAGGGGUCUGUGGAAACUGAAGUCGUUGCAGAGUUUGGAUCUGUCUUUCAAUGGAAUACUGAAAAUUGAGUUUUCUGAUUUUCAUAACUGCCUACAACUGGAACACAUCUAUUUAAAGAGCAACAAGAUAUUCAAAAUCCACCCAGAAGCCUUCAAGGACCUCAAAAAACUACAGGUGGUAGACCUCAGCAACAAUGCUCUGACCACCAUCCUGCCAGUGAUGACCUUUGCUCUAGAAUUUCCCCAUCUGCGUGUUGACUUGGCUGAUAAUAAAUGGCAGUGUGAUGAUAGCUUGACAGUCUUCCAAGGUUGCAUUUCCGAAUCCUGGAGGAAAACAUGGGAUGUAAUUUGCAACAAGUCUGUAGGCAAUGGGGACUCCUAUUCUGAGAUGCCCAAAAGCAGAGCAUCAGGGGAGAUAUACCCUUCUCACACAAAUCAGAAUCCCAUGCAAAGCCCCGUAAGGAGCAGAGCAGAGAGGCCUGGGGGAGGAAUGUAUCUGCGCUUUUCCCCUCUGAUGAAGGAGGCACCUGUGGACUCUGACCUCAGGGAGAGGCAGACACUGUGGCCAAGAGAAAGCAGAAAUACCCGGAAUAAGCGAGCCAUUGAUGAAGAGGAUGAUGGCACUGCGCCAGACCUCGCCCUGGCUGUCUGUCUGUCAGUGUUCAUCACAUUUAUCUUAGCUUUCUGCUUGGGGGUUUUCACCAGGCCCUAUAUUGAGAGACUAUGGCGACAACGAUGCACUAAAAGCUCUAGUUCCAACAAUACCUACUCAAACGAGGGAUUCUAUGAUGAAAUCGAAGCUCCAGGCAGCACCCAGCACCCAAGAAGAGAUCUGCAUCCAGAUUUCCAUCAUCAGAACCUCUAUAAGAAUCAGAACCCUUCCUGGGUGACACUGUCACCCACACACACCACUGUCAUUACUGAUGGGAUGCUGGAAAAUGGCAGAAAGGAGCCUGGGAGAUGGCAGAGCACAGAACAAUGUAGGAACAAUACCAAAGCAGGCAGUAGAAAUGGCACCACGUUUCCAAAUGGCCAGGUAGACCUUUCCACUCUCUGUAGGCAUCCAAAGACUGAUAAUCACCAACUGAUUUCCUCAGCACAGGACCACAUUUAUAGGAAUGAUAUGCUCAGGGAAUCAGAUUAUGACACUGUGUCUCAGGAAUAUUCUCUCCCUGAGCAUUCAGUGAGUGAAUCUUUCAUGGCUGGCACAUUUGGAACUGUGUCUGGCACCAUCCAUCACAAUGUGAAAGAAUCGGACCUGUCACACCUAAGAAAAGUGGCAGAUUCUCCCUCCAAAAUAGCAACCAACUCAAAUACACAGGGAGCUGGAGAGAGUGAAAGAGGGUGUCUUGAACAGCUGCCCAGGGAUACCACUGGCCCACACAUGGAAUGUUCUAAAGAAAUACAGGUGAGCAAUUUCGUCAGCUUGCCUUGUACAUCACAGCCAUGGCCCCUUGGGGACAAAGCAGAGAAAGAGCUCCAGGCCUUCUGUAAUGCAGACACACACAGUCACCUAGGAAGUGGAGAACCGGACACCCUUCUGCCAAGAUGGCACAGUGGCCUGCAGGACACUUCUGCUCCUGAGGAGCCAGUGCAAAAAGAUGUCCCUUCUGGCCCUCCGUACUGCUUGGAAUCCAACUAUGAUUCAGAUGAAGGGUCUUUGUUUACCCUCAGUUCAGAGGGCUCAGAGGAUACAAGGAGUCUGACUGAAGAGGCUUGUGGCGAGGACAGCGGUUGGGCUGGCCAGUCCCCGCAGAUCAAGGCCUCGGGGGAACACGAGAACAAUGUGACAUCAGUGGACCAUCUUGAAGACAGCAUCGCCUUCCAAAAGAUUCUGAAGAAAUAUGAAACUGAGGAAGACCACUUGGGAAAACUUCCAGUUUGUAGUGCAGACUCUGGUUUGUGUGAGACACAUCUGCAAAGUGCUUCUAACACCAGUGUGUCUGAGGAUGCAUUGAUCUGGCCCAGGUCACUGGACAAUCCACCUCUAAGUGAGGAGACUGGUGUGUUUGUUUAUGAUUAUGACAGAGUUCUUCAGCCUGGAGCAGUGGAAUGGCACUGCUCACUUAGAGACUUGCAGUUUUCAAAUGUGGACAAUUUACCACCGACACCACCACCUUCUACUGAUGAUCCUAAGGAGCCUGUUAUGGAAAGGACUUAGACAUCAUGAACACCAACAUUUCAUUCAAGUGACAGAUACAUCUCAAAAAGACACUCCUUCAGGGUCAGAGCAGAGGAAGACUUUAAGACCUCCACAGCAAGAUUCUCAAGGGAAUGACCUAGGUCCCAACCAGAUGGACAGAUAUAAAUGAGGUGUCUGUAUGUCCAGCAAAGGACUAUGAUUGUAGGAAGUGUUACAGUCUCUGGUGAUGAGCCAGCCUUCUGUAAAGAGGGACAAUAUUUUGAAAAUAGCUUUAAGAACUAAGCACAAUUAUUAUAAAAGUUUCCAAAUAAACCCAGUUCCUUAAGAACAGAUAACAAUUCCAUUCUAAUAGAGCAUAUUGAAUGUUCAGAGGAGAAUCUGUUGCAGAGAGAAAGAAAAGGAUUCUAACUUUCAUGCUCAAACACAGACCCAGAGAUCUGAGAGGAGGUGAGUGUCUGUCAAGAGCAGCUCCACUGUGACAAAGACAGACGCUCAACUUGAGAACCAAAGGGAAGUGACAUUUGAGUAAACAUUGGAGCACUUCUGUGGGAAUGCUGAACAGAAAUGAAUUCUGCACAGAGAUUAGAACAAGUUUUUUGGAGCUGAAUUAUAAAGCCAUACAAAAUUAAGAUCAAUUAUAAGUAUUUUAAAAUAAUUUAUGUUAACAGAAGAGAGGCCAUUUUCCAGAACAAAAUGUAGAUUAAAAAUCAGUUUUCAAGAGGAGAAAUGAUCCUUUCUGUAAAAGAAAAGGAUUUUCUUUUGCCCUUGUCCUAACACAAGCUCUUCUGGGUAUAACUCUGAAGUAUGGCCCUCUCUUGAUCUGUUCUGUCUACCUUCUACCUUAUCUGACAUUUUCUUUUUUUUCCUUUCCCAAUUCCUGUGCUUAUUCACUUAAAGACAGUUUCCUCAAGAGUUUCUCUCCAGUAUUUCUUUACAACCACUUUGUCAGCACUGGGAAUGGCAAAGAAAUAAUACUGCCAACAAAUGUUCUGAUAAAUAUGCCCCCUCUGACCCUGCUUUUAUUCUACAACCAGCUCCAUACAGAUGGCACAACCUCCCUCCCAAGCUCCAGGUUCAGAUCCUCAGCUCUAAUCACCCAAAUACACAUAGCCAUUCAUCAUUUUUUUCGAAAGCACGAUCUUUCUCUGAUCCCUUUCUUGGUCAGCACUAUCAAGACAUUUACCCAAGAAAGCUAGUUACAAUUUCUGACUUAGUUCUGAUUCCUUCUCUUUCAUUUCCUACCUCUAAAAAAGAAUCCUCUAAGCACAGUACAGGAGGAGGUCCUGAACACCUAUUCAGAGAAACAGACACAAAAGCAUUGAUAGGGGUUGGGCAACCUGUGUCAGACCAAGGUUUGAGUAGAAAAUAAGGUGAUGGAAUUUGGAGAAUGUCCACCAGUCUAAAUCAUUGCACCAUUAGUCCUAGAGGAUCUAGCUCCUCAGUAACUUAACUUGGUUAUACCAGUUCUCAGUCCUCAAGGCACACUGCUUGUCUGGCACCUAGGUUACUAUGAUCUUUAAUAUUUUACCUCAUAUAAGGU
Messenger RNA from Perognathus longimembris pacificus (Pacific pocket mouse), 4411 nucleotides. It is a transcript of the gene Lrrc66, whose product is annotated as leucine rich repeat containing 66. Gene Ontology annotation, molecular function: protein binding. The transcript has 5 exons. The record is from RefSeq and is a predicted model, not a curated record. NCBI's taxonomy places the organism in Eukaryota, Metazoa, Chordata, Mammalia, Rodentia, Heteromyidae. The coding region runs from base 247 to 2889 and encodes 880 amino acids.